Messenger RNA from Hyalella azteca, 5218 nucleotides. RefSeq lists its product as uncharacterized. Bases 3569 to 4564 code for a protein of 331 amino acids. The record is from RefSeq and is a predicted model, not a curated record. Lineage: Eukaryota; Metazoa; Arthropoda; Malacostraca; Amphipoda; Hyalellidae. The transcript has 9 exons.
CUUUGUUCUGGUGCUGAAGAGGAAACUAGCGCCUGGAAAAGCUCUUCUUGCGUUCGUUUAAUCAUUAAGGUGUUUGGAAUACUGAUCAAUAUUCUUACUUAGAUUGAGUACCUGAGCAUAUUGUUUAAAGUCAUUUAAACAAUAUUAUUGUUAUAAUUAUUUUAGUUAUUUGUUUAUUAAAACCAAUAGAGGAGCGUAGGUAUAGGCGUUGAUCAGCCCCCCUCUAUGUGUUGAAGAAGACUAAACUUUUUGUGGAAACGAUUAUGUGAACACGCUGCUUUUUUUGCAAAAGGCAUCAGGUUCGAAGUGGUGAAAACGCCGGAGAAGGUUAAAAUUUCAAAACGACAGAUACUAUUUGAGUGCCGGAUGACACAGGUUAUUUAGCUAAAAUGGACGAACUGAAGGCAUAAACUGGUUUGGUUUAGUACGGUUCAAUAAAAUGCAGACGACGGGAAGAACAAUUUUUCUAAAUAGCAACUGAUGAGAUUUUUGAGUAUUCCAAUAAAUGGCUUAAACUGCUUCGAUUAUAAUAUUUCAAAUAGAUUUUCUCUGAAAAUAUACAAUCUAAUGCGGGGAUGAAUAGAAUCGUUACAAACUGGCAAGUGCGUGGAGCGUUGGUAGGGCUGUGCCUCGUGAUGAGGGGGCUCGCCCAGGGCCCCACGAUCGGGCCUUGCGGUGCCCACAACACGACUGAGAACUUCAACGACGCCUACAUUCGCGGACUUCCUGACGAAGAUUAUUUCAUGGUAAUGUCGGGUGAUCAGCUGUCGGAUGACAUGCGGAUGAAGUUCUUUCACAACUCAAUGAAUUCAUUGAUCAGACGGGGCGGUCUGCUCAGCACACAGGAGAGUACCGCGCGCAGGCUCACGCUGCCUCUGCCCCAGCCACCAUAACGCUGCACUCCCUCCCCGCUGGAGCAUUCGGUAGUGUAUCCGGCACUGUAACGUUCAGCGUUAUAAAGGCCGAGCCUGGAGUUCUUGACUUGAUCUCGUGCAUCAGUGAGGGCCUUCUGCACCAUAAUCGAAGACAUGUUCUGAUCUCCGCGACUCGGCUUCACUCUGUCAUAACAGCUCCGACCAGUUUAGACUCGGCCGCCAGCGAUACACCGAACUCCAAAAAUCAAGUUAGGUUGAAUGAGAUUUUGCGAUCAGGUGGUAAUGUUACGGCGAAUUUUCGACUGAAUAAUGUACUCGAAGGAAUUAUUUUCGUUCCUUCGCAUAUUAUCAUUCUUGGUCUACUGUGUUUGUCAUUUCCUGAUCCACCUGCAUGUUUCAAAAGAGUUGUAAAAGCUAUGCUAGAGCCGUUCUUUCCAUCACAACCAGCGGCCUUGUUGUACAACACUGCACCCACAUAUUCAAAUUCAGCUCCUAAAUUCUUAAGGCACCUUUUUUCUUUCCAGAGCCAUUCUGCAGUACACAGUUCAACCCAACAUGAAAACUGCAAUCAUGUCCCAAACUCAGCUGAACGCUUCAACAGUGUUGAAAAUCCGGAUCAGAAUAAACCCGUUGGAAGUCCCAUAUUUACUGGUUUGUUUUUAUUCAACACCGGACAGUACAACCUUUUCAUCCCAGGCUAAGAAAUACCUGGCUACCAGUGAGAACAAAUGGAAUAAAGGAUGGUGGUAAUGUUUUUCUUUAUGACGAUAACAAUUUAUAAAUAUUGACAAUUUUUAUUUGGUCAAGAAAUUAAUUCCUGUAGCGUGUUUCAUUUUCGUUUUUUAGGAUGGGGUAUUGCUUUCGUGUUAUUCAAAAUAUUCAUGGAUAUUUCUAAUUUAUUUUGUGUUGUUAUUCAUUUGCGCAUGACCAAUGGUAAUUACGUGCACAGAAAGCUAGGCUAUUUGAUGUUAUCAUUAGGCUUUCUGAUGAUAGUAAAAAACAGGCCGACAAAUCCAAACACACACAAACUAUCUAACAUCUUUCGUUUAUAGAGAACUUUUAUAUUUUAAAUUUUGAUUAUUCGAGCUUUUAAGAGCUAGAUUGACGAAUGAGAUCUCAAUAUGUAAUUUUAGGUUACUGAAUUUUGUACUUCUCGCAUAUAUCAAAUCCAUUCUACGGUUAUUGCAACCUAGAUUACAUUAACACUGCACAAACGCACGAUGAAACACAGUGCUAUAAAUUGACUAGAAAAAUAUUUUCGUAGUUUUUCUUGGAAAACAUUAAAAGCAUAGUAACUCUCAAGAAGUCUAAUUGGUCCAGAGCCGUAACAAAUUAUUUGAAGCACGAAAAGCUUGUCUAAUAUUCAGAAAUGCUAAAACAUCCUAAUGACUAUAAUAAAAAAAUGUGCGGUGAUCCUUUUCUACGUGGGCACUUUUUCGAAAUUGAAAUGAUUCAGAAACAUUUGUUGGAGAUGGAUGACUUUACCGAUAAAAUCUUACGCUACAGAUUCGAAAAUAGGUGAAAAUGGAUCUCAAAAUGAUUGAGGGACAUUUUUAAAAUUACUCACAAACUGUGUUCAAAAUAUAGGUAUUAUCCAACGUGACGGAAUUAUUGGCUUUGAUAUUAUCUUGAUUCUGCUUGAUGAUGCAAGUAAUGUAUCAAUUCGAAUUUCACUAUUUAUAAAGAAAUAUAAAUGUAUGAUCGCAUCCAUAAAAGUUGUUUAUUUCUUCAAUGACUGUGAAAAUAUUGAAUUUAUGGAUAAAUUUUUGACAACUUGCGUCUGCUAUUGAAAUUAGUUUGUUUUUAGCGGGUAAACUUUGUAAAAAAGAUUAAUUGGGAUUGACUCUGGGUAUGAAAAUUUUUAGCAUUACGAGGAAAAUUCUAGCAAUUUCGUAGAGUGCACAUUUACUAAUUCCUAGUUAGCACCAUCUUGUGCAGUAUGUCUAGUAUUCAUAAUAGACUAUUCUGACUGUAGAUGCUAAAACAUUAAUUACUAGUGCCGUGAUAUGUGUUUAACUUUUACUGAAAACUGUGCGGUGUUCCUUUUCUACUUAGGCACAUUUUCCGAAAUUGCAAUGGUGUUUUCCAAGAUUUUACGAAAUGGUCGCAAUGGAAAUUGUUUAAGAUAUGAUUAGUAUGAAUACAUUUUGAUGACAGACUCGAUUGCAGAACAACAUCUAUUAUGCUUCCCCUACAUAGUCUGCUGUAUGCAGUUAUUACGGGUUUUCGUCACGUCCAGUUUUUAGAAUGUAAGUAGCCAGCCAACCCAGUUUUGCUACCACAUUGUACUGAGUGGCUUGUAAAGUAAUCUUCAUUCAAAUCGUCUGUUUACCUAACUUACAUAUUUCUCCCCAUGAAUUUACUGUUGUGUACGACAUUGCGAUGUUUCUUGUGAUGAAGAUGCUUGCAAAGAAAAUAAAAACUCAUUUAUAUCUAACAAAUGGUUGAAAUUAUUUUCAGCGAUCAAUGCUACAAAUUUUGCCGACAUUGGUUGGGAUGAAGAUAAUAACAAAAAGUUUAGUUUCAUCGAAUUGCAUGAAAUGACAAGUGAAGCUAGUGGGAAAAAAAUAAUUCGUAGCCUUUUCCAGCGUUGGGUAAUCAAAAUUAUCUUCUGUAAGAUAAAGUGAUUAAUUUCCAACAAACAUUUCAGGCAAUCAAAUUAGGUUAAUAAAAUAAAUAAGGAUAUAAGCAGCAUGAAGUGGCAGGUGUUGUGUGCGGCAUUGACGGGGCUGUGCCUCGUGCUGGGGGGGCUCGCCCAGGGCCCCACGAUCAGGCCCUGCGGUGCCCCCGCCACGACUGAGAACUUCAACGACGCCUACAUUAGUAAGCUUCAUGAGGAAGGUUUCAUGGUGGUGAUGGCAGAGGGUCAACAGUUAUCCGACAAGCAGUUGAAGUUUUUCGACAACGGUACCUACCUCUGUGAAUAUAUGGACCGGACGGGGCGGUCUGCUCAGCACACGGGAGAGUACCGCGCGCAGGCUCACGCUGCUUCUGCCCCAGCCACCAUAACGCUGCACUCCCUCCCCAGUGGAGCAUUCGGCAGUGUAUCGGGCACUGUAACGUUCAGUGUCAUAAAGGCCGAGCGUGGAGUUCUUGACUUGAUCUCGUGCAGCAGGGAGGGCCUUCUGUCUCGCGCGCGAAGAUACGUUUUGAUAUCCACGACGCUGCGUCGCUCAGUCAUGACGGCUGUGAACAGCAUAUUCUCGGCAGCCACUGGAAUACCUAACACAAAUAAUAAUGAUUUGAUUUAUGAGUUAUUACGGUCAGGUAGUGAUGAUACAGCAAGUUCAAGACAAGCAGAUCUAGCUUUAAAAGUUUUUGCAAUUACAAGCAUUCCUUUAUUUGUUAUUAGGUGCUUAUUCUUUAAUCCAAAUGAAGAUCCUGGCACUUGCUUGUCAACACACAAAAAUUUGGUAAAAGGUGUUUUCUUCCCGACUCAGCCACCAGCAUUGUUCUACUACAGCCAACCUGACAUUACUUACUACCCUUACCAGCCACCUUAUGUCGGGCACAGUAUGAUCCAGCAUUUUGCCUUCAGUCCUAAGCCCGCUAAAGAAGUUGUGAGUGUUCCAUACUCGGCUCAGCAGACCCAAAGCUUUGAGAAUCAGAAGCAGAACAAGCUCGUUGGAAGUCCACUACUUUCUGGCAAUCAAAACUUGGGGCAAUAUAACCUUUUAUUGAGAGGCUAAAAAUUAUCCGGUCAAACAACUAUGAAACAUUAAAAAUAACUAGUGUAGUGACGCUUGUUAUUCAUCGGGUCCGUUUCGAUUUGUGAGAGGUUCUCAAAAGGUUGCCGAGCAGGAACAAUUUAUCAAAACAAAACCAAAACAAUGGUUAAAGUUACUCAAAUAAAAAAAGAAAAAAGGCUAAUAUUUCUAAUCUUAUAUUUCAUCUUAUAUUUCACUUUAGAACGAAAAUGUUUGCCCAUGGUUAUUGGUACCACGAUUAAUGUACAUGUCUCAAUGUCGCUACUGAGAUGACAAGUUUCUCAUUGCUGGAUCACAUGUUGGCAAGAUAUUUAUCACAAGAAACUAUAUAAAUACAACGUAUAUGAAAAAUGUUAUUCAUUUUCUAAUUGAUUAUACCCAAAAUAUAAUGAAAUUAUUGUGAAGAGUGGGAUUCUACCUUUACCACAAGCUCAACUAUUAGAAGCCUACGUUGAGAGAAUCCCAUGGCCUGCGAAACAGGAAAUUGGUUCCCUUUCGUGUCGAAAUUCAUUCAAAAUUAAAAUGUGCCAUUUAACAAAAAUGAUUUUCGCAGGAUUUAAUCCAUGUAAUUUCAAGAUAAUUGACGAAAUCCUUGAAAUUAUCAAAUUGUGAAGAAAUAAAAUUCUUGAAAAAAAU